Messenger RNA from Penicillium odoratum, 888 nucleotides. RefSeq lists its product as uncharacterized. NCBI's taxonomy places the organism in Eukaryota, Fungi, Ascomycota, Eurotiomycetes, Eurotiales, Aspergillaceae. The record is from RefSeq and is a predicted model, not a curated record. Gene Ontology annotation, molecular function: hydrolase activity. The coding region runs from base 1 to 888 and encodes 295 amino acids. The transcript has a single exon.
AUGUCAAUUUUCCGUUACAUCUAUCUCCGAUUCGUAGUCCUCAUCCUGCGAGGACUAGUAAAGCUACGAGCAAACAUCGACCCGUCCCCCGAUUUCAUUGAGCAUAUCCCAUCUCGAGAGCCACAUCGGACCAUCAAAGCCCAUGUAUAUCGAUCAAAAGAAGAAGUCGAGGAAUCAAAACCAAGACCUGUCUUGAUAAACUUCUUCGGUUCAGGCUAUACACUCCCUCUCCAUGGAAGUGACGAUCGAUUCUGUCGCGAAAUAAGCCAACGAACAGACUGUGUAGUCUUGGACGUUUAUUAUCGACUCGCUCCGGAGAAUCCAUUCCCAGCACAGUUACACGACGCAGAGGAUGUCGUGAAAUGGGUUCUUGGACAGCCUUCUGUGUUUGAUUGUUCGCGUAUUUCUCUCUCUGGGUUCAGCUCCGGAGGAAAUCUUGCGCUUUCAACUGUUUCUUCGACAUUUCCAACUGACACCUUCCACUCUGUCCUGACCUUUUAUCCUGGUACUGAGUGUUAUCGUGAUCCGGGAACUUUGGUAUCUCCACAGGCUGGUGGGAGGCCAAUCCCACCCUCUAUAAUGCGUGUUUUCUGGGGAUGCUGGAUUCCAGAAGGGGUUGAUAUGAGGGACCCGCGAAUUUCUCCCGGUCUUGCGGAUUCGGCGAGGUUUCCUCGUAAUGUUUUGAUGAUUACAGCUGGUUACGAUUAUCUGGCUGAGGAAAGUGAACGAUUUGCAGAGAAGCUUCGACGUGAUCUUGAUCGACGUGUGGUUUGCGAACGGAUGGAUCGAUGUAAUCAUGGAUGGGACCAGAAGGCUGAGCCGGGAACACGAGAAUGGGACUUGCGAUGUAAAGCAUAUGAUAUAGCUGUGGAGAUUCUGAACUCAUAG